Molecule: messenger RNA, 372 nt
Organism: Myotis daubentonii (Daubenton's bat)
Lineage: Eukaryota; Metazoa; Chordata; Mammalia; Chiroptera; Vespertilionidae
Product: large ribosomal subunit protein eL32-like
Exons: 1
Coding region: 1-372 (123 amino acids)
Source: RefSeq, a predicted model, not a curated record
AUGAUGGCUGCCCUCAGACCCCUUGUGAAACCCAAAAUUGUCCAAAAGAGGACCAAGAAGUUCAUCCAGCACCAGUCAGACCGAUAUGUCAAAAUUAAGUGCAACUGGUGUAAACCCAGAGGCAUUUACAAUAGGGUGCACAGAAGAUUCAAGGGCCAGAUCUUGAUGCCCAACAUUGGCUAUGGGAGCAACAAGAAAACAAAGCACAUGCUGUCCAGGGGCUUUCAGAAGUUUCUGAUCCAUAACGUCAAGGAGCUUGAAGUGUUGCUGGUGUGGAACAAAUCUUACUGUGCUGAGAUUGCUCACAACGUCUCCUCAAAGAACCACAAAGCCAUUGUGGAAAGAGUAGCCCAGCUGGCCAUCAGUCACUAA